AGAGAGGUCUGCGGCAGCAUGAAAAAGAAUCAGACGAUGCAGGGCACCUUCAGCAAACUCUUUGGGAAGAAGCAUGCCAACCCUGCCACUACGUCCCUCUACGCCACCAACCCACCCUGGAUUUUCACCCAGGAGGCCCAGGAAGAGAGACCCAGGGACUUUGAUGGGAUCUAUUAUGAAAACAGUCGGUUCAACACUGUGAGUGAAUCCGGAACAGCCACGCUGAAAGCCCGGCCCAGAGUCCGGCCCCUGCUGACCUUCCUUCCCCUGAAUGCCCAGGAGAACCAUGGGCUAGCUGUGCCCACCCCCUCUGUCCCAGAAGACUUUGCAGACAAAGAAGUGGGAGGUACCAGCUCACUAGUCAAUGGCAACCUCCGGCUAUACAGCUCUGUGGGCGACCUGAGGCCUGCACACUAUGAACUGGACUCUUCCAUCCCGCCACCUCCCCCAGGCCCAGCCCCAGGGCCACCCCAGGAAACUUCACAGCCUCUAGGGGAGUCUCCUCCAUCACAACCUCCAGAGGAGUCUCCACCAUCGCCUCCUGCUGUCCCUCCCCCUCCUCCUCCCUUGCUGGUGGAACCCCCACCCCCACCCCCACCCAGCACAGCCCCACCUCCGCCCCCGCUAUUGGACACCUUAUCUCCCUCCUCUGCACUCUCCCCCCCAUCAACACCUACCCCUCCAGACUUCAUCCCCCCUGCCCCACCAUCAGCUUUUCUAAACCCCCCUCCACCUUCUUUGCCUACCUCAGGACCCCCAACUCCAGUCUCUCCUCACACAACUGGAACACGUUUCCUCCCCACUGGGGGUAUCAUCAAAUGGAAAUCCGAAGUAGCACUCAAUGGCAGGCAGCCAGAAGACCCCAGAACCAGCCCCCCCAAAAGCCCUGCUGCACUAAAGGGGCCUAGCCCCGAAUCCCACCUCACCUUCCCCAGGUCAUUCAAGGUGCCUCCCCCAACUCCAGUCAGGACCUCAUCUAUCCCGGUUCAAGAAGUGCCAGGGGCUUCCCCUGAGGAGGAAGCCAGUCUGAAGGCCUCUACCCACCUCCCGCCACCCUCCAGCUUCAGUGUCCGCCCUGCGUCUCAGGUUUACCCAAACAGGGCCCCAGAGCCAGAGCGCACGCCAGAGCCCAGGCUUGAGACACCAGGCAACCCAAGACUCGGGCAGCCUGAACUGCAGACAAACGGACAAGCUGGAGUUCCACCCCCAGCUCCUCCCUUGCCCCCACCUGCUCCCCCACUCCCUCCACCAGCACCCUCCCUGCCCCCAGCUGCUCCUCCUUUGCCCUCUACUGAGCAGGCAGUCCCUCCAUCUUCUGGAUUUAUGAAGACCCUAAAAUCCAGCUCACCUACUCUCAAACCCAACCCCCCGACUCCGGAGGACACAGCCUCGUCAGAACCCGUUGACUGGAGGGACCCCAGGCAGAUGGAAAAGCUUCGAAGCGAGCUGGCAGCCUAUCUCUGUGGGACCAGGAAAGAGGAUCGGUCCCUCAGCCACAGGCCAGUCCCUAAGGUGGCCUUGAAGGACAACGAGAGCAAGAAGGACCCUAGCCUAGCAGAGGAGGCAGCUCCUCCAAGCCUGCCUGAGAAGAAAGACCCCUGUGGUCCUGAGAAGAGUAACUCCAGCAACAGCCUGCCAGAGAGAGACGCCACCAGCAGCCUGACCCUACCCCCUGUGGACUACAUCCCCCAGGAUACUCCAGCCCCCAGCGUCAGGCAGAUCCGCAAUGAGCUAGAGGCUCGGUUUUCCUCCUCAGCAGCGAAAGAAGCCAAACCUAGCAUAGCAUCCCUGCCUCCCAAACCUCGGCUGGAAGGGGGAAGAAUCUUUGAAAACGGGACUGAUCAUGGCAGAUUCCAUAAACCUGUCACCAAGAAUCCACCCCAGCAGUCUACCACCACUCCGCCGGCCACACCACCCCAGUCCAAGGCCACACUUGGUCCAGCAACACCACCCAAGGCCACACCUGGGCCAGCCACACCAUUCAAGCCUGCACCUGGGCAGGCCAUACUUCCGAAGGCCACACCUGGGCCAGCCUUACCUCUCAAGCCUACACCUGAGCACACCACCUCACCCAAGGACACACCUGGGCAGGCCACAGCACCCAAGGACACACCUGGGCUGUCCAUCCCAUCAUCUCAGCAGAUAGCGGAGAAAGACCUUGUCCCAAUGAGACACAGAGAAAAGCCAGAACCUCAAGCAAAUGCAGCGGCCAUCCAACUGUCCACAAAUGGAGCUCGCUCCCCUCCAGCCCUCCCACCGAAGAUGUCUACUGGUGGAGAGGAGGUACCGUUUCUGUACAGAUCCCACCGUAGCCAGAACAACCACAGCCGAGGGGUUGCUGUGGUGAUUCCCACUCGGGCCAAAGGGGAGGCCACAGACUCAGGGGGACUGGUGGAGGAAAAGGAGCCCGAAAACCUUCAGGCCAAACCUCUUACCCCAGUCCAGGCUGCUGACCAACUCCUCAGACACCCGGUAACUGGGGAGGUGGUGGAACGGGGCUCCCCAAUGGCCCUUCUCCUCGCGGCCAGGCAGAGGGCACAGAAGAACAGGCCUGGGGUCACUGCAGGGACUGCGAUGGGACCGGGAAGGUCCUCUCUGCCAGGGAGUCUCCGUGACCAUGGCAACCAAACGGAGGCCAGCUCUGAUACCAUCUUUUACAGAGGUAGUCGGCCCAACUCCUUCCUUGUGGUCCCUAAGGUACCCAGUGAGACAGAGGGCUACCACCUGACCUCAGCACGGCACGCUGGAGCCAGUCAGUGGAAGCCCCAGCAGGGACGAGACACACAGGGCCCAGAGCCAACCCAUAGGCAUGGGUGGACCAAGGCCGAGUACCCGGCCGCUGUGACCCCGGAAAGACACGCUCCUUCAAGCUUACCCCAGGGUCGCGCCCUUCCCAAAGCCUUCUCUUCUCCGCCCUCUCCUUCCUACAAGAGGGAAGAGGAAGAAGAGGAGUUCAGCUUUGAUAUCAUUCCGCCACCGCCAGAGUUUAGCAAUGACCCUGAGCCCCACGCUGGGCAGCAGCAUCAAGACCGUCGCGGGUCCCCACCCAGGAACAACUACUCAGACUUGGGGCAGCCCCUGGACGCGGGGUCCGGGGCCAAUACGGCUCGCGGCUUCUCGCGCUUUCCGGGCACUCAAUACUCCGGGCUUGGGGGACUGGAUCGCUUCUCCGGCAGCGGACGCUCGCUCAUCAAGAAGCGCCUGUACGUCGGGGAGCCCCACCGCAACCCCGGGACGCCCCGCGGCGCCACUGGCCGCAGCCUGAGCUCCCCUAACUGCUUCGGACCGCAGCCGGGAGGUCCCGAGAUGCGACGGGUCAACUCGGCGGGCCGCGCGGCCCCCGGAGGCCUGCACGCACGGAGGCUGUCGCUGGAGGGCGCCCGAGGCGCAGCCGAGGUCAAGUACAAGACGCCCGGCGGAGGCGGUGGUGGUAGUGGUGGCAAAGCUGGGGACUAUGGCUUCAUCCCCGCCAAAGGCAGCAGGUCUCCCCACUAUGGAAGCCCCAUCAAUACGUUCACGGUGAGGCCAGGGACACGCCAUCCCAUCUCCUACGCCUACUCUGGAACCCAUCGGAAAGCCACCUCCUGAGCUGUGGUUCACUCAGCUGACUUCUAAGGGGUUGGAUUGGGGCAGCUGUUGUGUGGGGGGUGGGAGGUGACACUGGGUAUUAUAGGUCCCAGCUCAGACACCCCUGAGAGCCUUUGUUCUGGAAGACAGAACAGGCAGACAGGCGGUGUGUGAGUGGCAGAGGUCUCUGGAAGAUGGAAACAUGUCUGUUUCGAAAGCACCAAGGGACAGCUUGGCUAUGUACUAUUGGCGGAUGGGGGUGGGAGGGGGAAGGAGGAGCUUUCCGGGCCUGUGCCUUGUCUCUGCUAUCUGGUACUGUCUGCUUUACCAAGGUCUAUUGAAACCAGUCUACACGCAGGUUCUAAAAGAAGGGCUGGGCCCCAAGUCUGAAUUGAAACCCAUGGGGGUGACGUACAAACCCAUUUGUAUGUCAGAGCCUCACAGUGUGCCUGUUCCCCUGAACAUGUGUAGCUUGAACAGAGUGUAGCUCUGCACUUGGAGAUGUGAUCAAGACUGCUUGCACAGCACAGAAGCCUUAUGCACUGAUUAGGUCCAAGGGUGGGUUCCUUGCUCCUUGCCCUUGGCACUUACCCAUGAGAAGGCCUUGAGAGAGCUUGGGGUGGGAGAUGGGGGAGUAGGCUUGCUUUUCCACUCAGGCCCAAGAAGUCCUGAUUCAGUGGGGGGGGGCACAGGAGCCACAAGGUUCAGAAGUGUGCUGCCAACAUGGAGACGUGUCUUGGACAAUCAAGGGUAGUGUGCCGAGGCCAGUUCAGACUGGAGUGAUCUGUCAGGAGAGUCACCAUCUGUCCUCUGGGCAGUCAGGGUUACACCAGUGAAUUGGGAUAUAUAUAUUCUAAUUCUAAUAUAUGUCUUGGUUUAUGGGUUAUGUCAAAUACAUGAGGAACAAUAGUUAGUUCUUCAGGUGGGGACUGGCUGGAUUCCUGUGACCAGGUCAAGGCAGGUAAGAAAGGAAAGGCAGAGGAAUGGCCCACCUCACAAGAACAGGAGAAAGACAAGAGGAAGCUCCCUGUGCGGGGAGCAGCUCCCUGUGGGAGGAGCAGCUCCCUGUGGGAGCAGCUCUUGGACCUUUGUGAUCUGUGGCACUCACUGAAGUACUAGGUGGUUGGCACCCAGAUGAGGGACUCCCUGUGUUCACGAAGCCAAGCUCAUCAACACAGCACUGACCUCUGACUGCUUCCCUAGGCAGUGCUUUAUGAAUGAGUUCACCGAUUCAACUGCUGCUUCAAGGCUUGAGGAGUGGGGCGUGGUCUCCCAGCUAUGGAGUGCCCUGGGGUGGGCAGAGAAGGGCUUGGUCUCGCUUGGCAUGGGAAAUAAACUGCCAGUUUGGACUGGCCCCUGCUCUGCAGCUGUAGAUUGGUGACUUGGCAUCAUGGGGCUCUUGGGAGUAGUCAGCUGGAUGGUGCCAAGCACAGGGUACUGGGCCCAGAGGUUAAGCCAGAUGAUAAACUGUCCUUAAACAAG
This is a messenger RNA of Myodes glareolus (Bank vole), 5049 nucleotides long. RefSeq names its product chromosome 18 C6orf132 homolog (gene C18H6orf132). The record is from RefSeq and is a predicted model, not a curated record. Lineage: Eukaryota; Metazoa; Chordata; Mammalia; Rodentia; Cricetidae.